Messenger RNA from Psylliodes chrysocephalus, 2254 nucleotides. Lineage: Eukaryota; Metazoa; Arthropoda; Insecta; Coleoptera; Chrysomelidae. The record is from the annotation of a GenBank genome assembly.
UAGCGGUGAAACUUUCUUAUAAGAGUGCCAGAUCCCUUUAAUUGCAUUACUUAUCGUAGAAAAUAACUUCGUAUUAUGAUAAUUAAAUUAAUUAUUUUUUAGAUAUACCAGGAGACAAGAAAAAUCACAUAUUCAUUAAUUCAACAUAUAACUUACAAAGAGUUUUUGCCGAUUUUGUUAGGUCCCGAAGUUAUGCAUUCAUUUGAAUUAGAAUUAAAUUCUAAAGGAUUUUAUAAUGGUUAUAAUCCCGAAGUCAACCCAACAAUAGCUAACGCCUUUAGCACAGCUGCUUACAGAUUUGGACAUAGCAUGGUUCAGAAUUCGUUUGUCAGAACUGAUGAAAAGCAUCGUCCGAUUUUUAAUAAUGUUUCCUUACACGACGAAUUCACAAAUUUCGAAAACAUCUGGAGCUUUGGAUCGGUUGACAGAACUUUGUUAGGUUUUUGUAAUCAACCUGCUCAACGUAGAGACGAAUUUGUCUGCGAUGAACUUUCCAAUCAUCUUUUUCAAACUCCCGAUUUGCCCUUUGGUAUGGAUUUGACAGCUAUCAAUAUCCAACGCGGCAGAGAUCAUGGAAUUCCUUCGUACACCUCUUGGAGGGAACCUUGUGGACUGACACCCAUUAAGAGUUGGGAUGAUCUAGAAAAGAUUUUUAAUAUAGAAACUGUAAGGAGAUUCCGACAAAUAUACCGACACGUGGACGAUAUCGAUCUAUUUAGUGGUGGACUAGCAGAAAAACCUGUAAGAGGAGCAGUUGUGGGACCGAUUUUUGCUUGUAUCAUUGCUCAGCAGUUUAGCAACCUUAGAAAGGGAGAUAGAUUUUGGUAUGAGAAUGCACAUCUACCAUCAUCUUUUACUCCUGCUCAACUUCAGCAAAUCAGAAAAACCACGUUUGCUUCCGUUUUGUGUCACACUAUGGACGAAAUCGAAACAAUACAACCAUUUGUAUUCCUAAUAUCAAACGAAGAAAAGAAUAGCAGGCAUUUUUGUACUGAAAAUCUAUUAAAAAACAUAGAUUUAAUACCUUGGAUUGAAUCUAACCCAAACGAUGUUGAAAAGAGGUCUUUUAUUGAUUUAUUUGAUGAUACUCCUAGUAAUAACAAAAGACAAACAAAACUCAAAUAUAGACGAAAGAAAAAACCUGAUUUUGUUGUAAGUAAUACAAAUAACAUAAUUAUUAAGGAUAAGGAUGGAGAUAAAGUAAAGAAAAGUACUUAUAGCCCUUUAGAAGUUAACAUUAAAAUACAAUAUUUCCCUUCAAGAUUUACUCAAGCACCAACUGCGCCAGUUAUCAAAAAUAAACAAAAAUUAUCUACCAGUAGACCUACUGUAAGUUACCAAGUGGAAAACCCUGUAACUUACCCAAUAUUUAUUCAAUCUUUAGCUAAACCAACAACUAUUAGACCUACUGCUAUAACCAACAGGCCUAAUGUUAACAAUGAAUAUAAUUACUAUGACUACAGACCUACUCAAAUGUUCAAUCGACCUACUGCAGGACUUUACGAUACUCCUAUUUACAGACCUGUUAGUUCAAAUGAUUACGAUGAAGUUCAGUUCGAAGACAGACCAUUUAGCAGUAGUUUAAAUAAACCCUACACACCAAUGACUAACCAUUUUUUAUACAAUGAAGUUUACAUUACUAAAAGACCGGUACAAAGUUCUUACGAACAAGAUAUAUCAGAUUAUUUUUACCAAAAAUUCGAUAACAAUAACAAAAAUAAUAAAUAUACAAAUGAAGAGUAUGUUAAUAACAGAUUUGGUCCUCCUACUAAAAUUUAUUCUACGGGGUAUGUCCAUAGAGUUGAUGGCCAUGAAAUCAACGAUAAGUUAGAUUUCAAAUCGAAGUUUGUUAAUAGAAAUAAAGUUAAAAAUACUGAUGACAAAUUUGUGAAAAUUUCUUCAAUAAAAUCACAUGCAGCAGUAUCGUCCAGUUCUGCAGUUAUAAAUACUGUCCUACAAAGAGAAGGAGACCAAGAUAUUUCGGAAGAGGAUGGAGACUUGCUGCGAUUAGUAGAGAUGGACGUAGCACCUAGUGAUACAGGAAACUGGUUGAUCUUCGAUGAAAAUGAAGAAUUAGCAUUAGAAUUGAACAUGCCGAAGAUAGACUUUAAAUUGACUACUAGUGAAGAAAUUCCAAAACCGAUAAAAAAGUUGAACAGGAAAAUAGACACUUAUAAAUAGUAGUUGAUAAUAAAGUUAAUUACUUACUUAAUUUGUUGAAAUAAACUAUAGAAGUAAUUUGUUUAAAAAGUAU